AUGUCAGUUAGUUAUCCAUUAUUAAAGAAGAAAUUAUUGUUAAUUGCUUCAUCUGGACAAUUUGCAAAAUUUACAUCACAACAAUUACUCGACACAUAUUCAGAAUUAAAUCAAUUUUUAUUAUCAUAUACUUCCAAAUUAGAUUCAAUUGAGUUAUUCAAUUUAUAUGAAUUAAAUUUUUAUCUUGCAAUUUUAACUAAGAAUGAAUCAGAUGCAAAAUUAACCUUAGAUAGGUUAACUGAUCAAUUUGGUACAAAUUCACAACGUAUUAAAAUAUUACAAAGUAUAUAUCAAGAAUCAAUAGGUAAUUUAAAAGCUGCAGGUGAUUAUCUCACUGAAAAUCCAGAUGAAUUACAAUUAUCAAGAAGAUUAACUACAUUGAGUCGAGAUGGUAAAUAUAUAUCCAAUUUGAUAUAUUACAUAAAUUUACAACCUGGUGAUUUAAUAGCCUGGAGUGAAUUAAGUUCUGAAUAUGCUAAGAUUGGAGAUUAUAAAAAGGCAAUUUUCUGUUUGAAAGAAAUUAUAUUGGUUGAUAAAGUCGCAUAUCCGAUACACUACAAGAUUGGAUUGUAUUAUUAUUAUAUAUAUUUACAAGAGAAGGAAACUACCAGAUUGAAAAAAGAGAAAUUAAUUGAAUUAGUAACGGAGUUGAAACAUGCAAGGGAUUAUUUUUUGUAUUGCAUUGAGAUUAAUGAAGGUUAUGGUAAGGCAUGGGUUGGAUUAAAUCAAAUACUUAAUUUGGAUAUACAUAAUAAAGCUAAAGAAGUAAAUGAUAAGGAUAUCAAAAAGAUCACAGAAGAUAAUGAAAGAAUAAAGGGGAUUGUUAAUGAUAAAGUAAAAUUAUAUAUUUAA
Messenger RNA from Insectozyma verbasci, 852 nucleotides. The record is from the annotation of a GenBank genome assembly. NCBI's taxonomy places the organism in Eukaryota, Fungi, Ascomycota, Pichiomycetes, Serinales, Debaryomycetaceae.